UAAGCAAACCAGAAACCAUUAAACCAAACACAAACACAAACACAAACACAAAGAAAGAUAAUGGAGCUUGGAAUUCCUUGCUAUUCUUGCACUUCCGUCUACGGGAAACCGGCACUCAACCGGAAAACUACCACCCCCAAGACUCACACUUAUCACUUUAAUCCAUCCAAAUUCCGCCGCAAAACGACGUCGGAGCUCCAAACCACCCCCGUCGAAGUCACCGGUCGAGCCGGUAAUUCCUACCCUGCUUCAAUUCCGACCCACAAGGUUACUGUUCACGACAGACAAAGGGGAGUCGUCCACGAGUUCGUUGUUCCCGAGGACCAGUAUAUAUUGCAUACUGCUGAAUCUCAGAACAUUUCGCUUCCAUUUGCUUGCAGGCACGGUUGCUGCACCAGCUGUGCCGUGCGCAUAAAAUCUGGAGAAAUUAGGCAGCCUAAUGCACUAGGCAUAUCUGCUGAAUUAAAAUCAAAGGGGUAUGCACUUCUUUGUGUUGGUUUCCCCACCUCUGAUCUUGAAGUAGAAACACAAGACGAGGAUGAGGUGUAUUGGCUUCAAUUUGGAAGAUACUUUGCGCGAGGACCAAUUGAUAGAGACGACUACGCAUUGGAGUUAGCCAUGGGUGACGAAUAAGCAAAUGUAGGGUUUUGAUUUUGGAGUUAGGAUCUAUGAAAUGAAAUUUGCAGUUUGUAUUUUGCUGCAGUUCCUCCCCUGUAUUCUCUCUGAUUUAUAUUGUAUUCUCUGGACACUGCACAUUCAAUGCCAUAUAUGAUUGGCCAGCAAAUUGGAUAGUGUCAUUUGUGAAUGUAUCUUUCCUCAUGCUAGUCCAUCAAUAGAUCAUAUUAUUGUGAAUAAACUUUAAUUGUUA
Messenger RNA from Ziziphus jujuba (common jujube), 868 nucleotides. Its product is annotated as ferredoxin C 2, chloroplastic. Bases 61 to 633 code for a protein of 190 amino acids. The transcript is spliced from 6 exons. The record is from RefSeq and is a predicted model, not a curated record. NCBI's taxonomy places the organism in Eukaryota, Viridiplantae, Streptophyta, Magnoliopsida, Rosales, Rhamnaceae. Gene Ontology annotation, molecular function: electron transfer activity; 2 iron, 2 sulfur cluster binding. Gene Ontology annotation, biological process: electron transport chain.